Lolium perenne is the source of this 1898-nucleotide messenger RNA. Its product is annotated as ammonium transporter 3 member 2. The record is from RefSeq and is a predicted model, not a curated record. Gene Ontology annotation, cellular component: plasma membrane. Gene Ontology annotation, molecular function: ammonium channel activity. Gene Ontology annotation, biological process: ammonium transmembrane transport. Lineage: Eukaryota; Viridiplantae; Streptophyta; Magnoliopsida; Poales; Poaceae.
UCAUUGUACGUACGAUCGCUCUGCCUGGGCAACGGCUGGCCGGCGCGCGGGCACGUCACCGCUUGUCACCAAUGGCCAGUGGCCGUGGAUGUACUCUCCCGGCCACUCCCUAUAUAUACUGCCGGAGAGAAGACUACCAGCUAUAGCACUGCAACUCCAUCUAGCAAGCUAGCUACUAGCUUCCCUCUCAAGGCCGGCCGGCGCGGCGAGAGCAAGCUCCGCUAGCCAAGAUGUCGGUCCCGGUGGCGUACCAGGGCAACACCUCGGCGGCGAUCGCGGACUGGCUGAACAAGGGCGACAACGCAUGGCAGCUCACGGCGUCCACGCUGGUGGGCCUCAUGAGCAUCCCGGGGCUGGUCGUGCUCUACGGCGGCGUGGUGAAGAAGAAGUGGGCGGUCAACUCCGCCUUCAUGGCGCUCUACGCCUUCGCCGCCGUCUGGAUCUGCUGGGUCGUCUGGGCUUACAAGAUGUCCUUCGGCGAGAAGCUGCUACCCUUCUGGGGCCGCGCGGGGCCCGCCCUCAACCAGGCCUACCUCAUCGGCCGGGCCGCGCUGCCCGCCACCGCGCACUACCGCGCCGACGGCACGCUCGAGACGGCCAUGAUCGAGCCCUUCUUCCCCAUGGCCACCGUGGUGUACUUCCAGUGCGUGUUCGCUGCCAUCACGGUGAUCUUGGUGGCCGGGUCGCUUCUGGGGCGGAUGAGCUUCAUGGCGUGGAUGCUCUUCGUGCCGCUAUGGCUCACCUUCUCCUACACCGUCGGCGCCUUCUCCAUCUGGGGCGGCGGCUUCCUCUUCCAGUGGGGCGUCAUCGACUACUGCGGCGGCUACGUCAUCCACAUCCCCGCCGGAGUCGCCGGGUUCACCGCCGCGUACUGGGUCGGGCCAAGGACGAGGAAGGACAGGGAGAGGUUCCCGCCCAACAACAUCCUGUUCACGCUCACCGGGGCGGGGCUGCUGUGGAUGGGGUGGGCGGGGUUCAACGGCGGCGGGCCGUACGCCGCCAACGUCGACGCGUCCAUGGCCGUGCUCAACACCAACAUCUGCACGGCGGCCAGCCUCAUCGUCUGGACCUGCCUCGACGUCGUCUUCUUCAAGAAGCCCUCCGUCGUCGGCGCCGUCCAGGCCGUCAUCACCGGCCUCGUCUGCAUCACGCCGGGCGCAGGUGUUGUCCAAGGGUGGGCGGCGCUCGUGAUGGGCGUCCUCGCCGGCAGCGUGCCGUGGUACACCAUGAUGAUCCUCCACAAGCGCUCCAAGCUCCUGCAGCAGGUCGACGACACGCUCGGCGUGAUCCACACCCACGCCGUCGCCGGGCUCCUCGGCGGCGUGCUCACGGGCCUCUUCGCCGAGCCCACCCUCUGCAACCUCUUCCUGCCGGUCACCAACUCGCAGGGCGCCUUCUACGGCGGCACGGCCGGCGGCGCGCAGCUCGGGAAGCAGAUCGCCGGCGCGCUCUUCGUGAUCGGCUGGAACGUGGUGGUGACGUCCAUCAUCUGUGUGGCUAUCAGGUUCGUCGUGCCGCUGAGGAUGUCCGAGGAGAAGCUCGCGAUUGGGGACGACGCCGUGCACGGCGAGGAGGCGUACGCGCUGUGGGGGGACGGCGAGCUGUACGACGUCACCAAGCAUGGCGAGGAUGAUGCCGAGCACGGCGCCAGCGCCACCGUCGCGCCUGUCUGAUCACCCGACUUCUCCAGUGAAGAAAUUUUUCUGAAAUCUAUCGUACUUCCGUAGUAGAGUACUCGCUAGCUAGCAAGUUCAAGCUACAGAUGUUUUGUCACGUUCCAUUUCCAUUUUAUGUCAUCCACUUACGUUCUGUUCUUUAAAAGGAAGGACAUGUAAAUUUGUAACACGCCGUACAUAUUUGUUCUUCGAGAAUGAACUCGUAUAUAUUCAGCUUUGAAA